GUCGCAAGCCACGCGAAUCGACACCAAGCUCCAAACUGCAGUUUCGUCCGCGACCGUUCUUGGGAAGCUCCGUCUCGACUCGGACCAAGUGUUGUGCUUGGUUCUGGCCAUAUAAUGGAUGGUGGGCGGACCUUGAGAUCCAUGGCGCGAAGCCCUUGUUGUCCCUCUCCCACUCCUCCAUAACUCGAAUCCGUCCAUCCGCUGUCUUGCGACCAUGGCUCUUGCCUUGCCAGCCUCCACCGCAGCCCUCGCAGCGCCGACUGCUUUGGCCGGACUAGCCUACCUCAAUGCCCGCUGGCGAGUCUCGGUCGACUUGGAGCUCAUCCUCAGUUUACUUGCGUCCCAGAGAGCCUUUGCAAAGAGAGAGGCAGCAGAUCGGGCCAACUCCUUCUACCUUCUCGAAGGGCAUGCGCACAAUCCAAAAGUCGCAGACAAGGCCUUCAUCAUCUACCAGGGCAAGACAUGGACCUUCAAACAGACAUACGACAUGGUACUGCGCUAUGCGGGAUACCUGCACACCACUCACUCUGUCCUUCCAGGCGAGAUCGUCGCCAUGGACUUUAUGAAUUCCCCUCAAUUCCUCUUCCUGGCCAUGGCUUUGUGGUCCUUGGGCGCCCUGCCGGCCUUUAUCAACUACAACCUGACCUCGACCUCGUUCGUCCACAGCGUGAAAACCUCCUCUGCGAGACUGUUGAUUGUUGAUCCUGAAAUUGAGUCCAAAGUCCUGACCGAGGAGACGAAGAGCGUUUUCUCUGCCCCCAAUUUCCGCAACAACGCGUUCCCUCUGGAGGUGGCCGUUUUGACCACCGGCCUCCAAUCGUCUCUGAAAUACUUCCCUCCCUACCGUGCACCUGACUCUGCUCGAUCUGGUGUGGUCGGCCGUGCUCCAUGCGUCCUGAUAUCGACGUCGGGGACGACCGGUCUUCCGAAGGCGGCAAUCGUGCCUUGGGACCGUACGGUUGUUGGCUCCGGUCUUGUUUCGCGCUGGAUAAAUCUUCGCCCCGUCACAUCAUCCAAUCCAGACAGGUAUUACACUUCUAUGCCACUGUAUCACGCCUCCGCCUUCCAACUGGGCUUCCACUGCUGUCUUAUCCGAGGGUGUACGUUGGUGCUGGGCCACAAAUUCUCCGUCUCAAACUUUUGGGACGAGGUGAUCGCGGCAGACGCCACGGCCAUCCAAUACGUCGGAGAAACCCUGCGUUACCUGCUCGCCGUGCCACCUCAGGCAGAUGACCGCACAAAACACAAAGUGCGUCUCGCGUUCGGUAACGGCCUUCGACCAGAUGUAUGGGACAAAUUCCGCGCACGGUUUGGAGUUGAGACGGUGGCCGAGUUCUAUGGCGCCACCGAAUCCGCCGGCGCGAGCUUCAACAUCUCACGCAACACUUUCUCGUCAGGCGCAAUAGGCCAAGCUGGUCUUCUGGGCAGUCUGCUCAUGAAGUUGAGGCAGACCAUCGUCAAAGUGGACUGGGAAACAGAAGCGCCUUACCGAGAUCCCAAGACAGGGUUUUGUAUCCCCGUACCUCGGGGUGAACCAGGCGAACUACUCUACAAGGUCGACCCUGCAGACAUUGGUGCCAAGUACCAAGGGUAUUUUGGCAACAAGAAGGCUAGUGACUCCAAGAUCUUGAGAGACGUACUGAAGAAGGGCGACGCUUGGUUCCGUUCGGGAGACGUGAUCAAACUCGACAGUGAAGGACGCACCUGGUUCAUGGAUCGAAUCGGCGAUACCUUCCGUUGGCGCAGCGAGAACGUGUCCACCGCCGAAGUAGCCCAGGUCCUGGGUGAACAUUCAGCUGUUCUUGAAGCGAAUGUCUACGGGGUGGCAAUACCUCAUCACGAAGGCCGCGCAGGGUGCGCCGCUGUUUUGCUCAAAGACAUCAGCUCCAGCACGACGCCUGUUCCAGAAACUCUACUCGAAAGUCUAGCCACUUACGCGAGGAACAGUUUGCCUAGAUAUGCGGUGCCCGUGUUUCUUCGAGUAGUGACGCAAGUCAUGGCGACGGGAAAUAACAAACAGCAAAAACAUGUCCUCAGGCAGGAAGGAGUUAAUCCGGAAAAGGUCGGCGAAGACAGGUUGUUCUUCUUGAGGCCAAACAGCCAGCGCUAUGAGCCUUUUAAGAAGAAGGAAUGGGAGACUGUAAAGAUGGGAAAGGUCAAAUUGUGAAGCGAUCAUCGAGCUAAGAGAAGGUAAAGCACAGAGUCAGUGGGUCGUGUUUCCCAGCGGGAAAGCUUGAUUAAUCGCAUUGGAUGUGGUCGCAACAAGAAUUUCCACUUCGAUACAUUGUCCGGUGGACAGAAGCUCCGACCUAUAUACAUAUUGAAUGAUGAUACCCUGGAGUUGGGCGAGUAUGGAGGAAAUAAAUGACCGACGUGCACGGGCAGACACGAUUUCAUGACCAUUUCGGACGAUAUGGACAGGGCAGUAACAGGGCGUACAACAUGCAUACACGGAUAGUGAGCCGCGAAGACGCAAGCAACCUGUACCUGAAAUGUAAUCAGCAGCAUUAGAGGCCACUAGAGGGGCUAUCAGAGGCCAUCUGGGGAGAGUCGAUCGAGCACACAUCAAUCAACAGCGCAUUCGCAUUUCACUAUUAAAGCACCCAAGACGAGGAGUGUGGAAUUGAUCAAAGCAUAGCAUAGCAUAGCAUAGC
Messenger RNA from Cladophialophora immunda, 2654 nucleotides. RefSeq lists its product as uncharacterized. The transcript is spliced from 2 exons. Bases 215 to 2167 code for a protein of 650 amino acids. NCBI's taxonomy places the organism in Eukaryota, Fungi, Ascomycota, Eurotiomycetes, Chaetothyriales, Herpotrichiellaceae. Gene Ontology annotation, molecular function: long-chain fatty acid transmembrane transporter activity; long-chain fatty acid-CoA ligase activity. The record is from RefSeq and is a predicted model, not a curated record.